Messenger RNA from Notothenia coriiceps (black rockcod), 3532 nucleotides. RefSeq names its product synaptogyrin-3-like. The record is from RefSeq and is a predicted model, not a curated record. The transcript has 4 exons. Bases 73 to 786 code for a protein of 237 amino acids. Gene Ontology annotation, cellular component: neuromuscular junction; synaptic vesicle membrane. Lineage: Eukaryota; Metazoa; Chordata; Actinopteri; Perciformes; Nototheniidae.
AGCAGCUCCGCGCAGCUCGCACCGACUCCUCUGCUUCUCUCUGCGGGCGCCAGGCUGCACUAAGCCGGAGGGAUGGAGUCAGCGGGCGCGUACGGAGCCGGUAAGGCCGGCAGCGUCGCCUUCGAUCCGGUCGCAUUCUUCACGCAUCCCCGGACAGUGCUCAGACUGAUGUCGUGGGUCUUCUCCAUGGUGGUGUUCAGCUGCAUCGUGAACGAGGGCUACAUCAACAUCGGCAGCGAGCGUUUGCUCUGCGUCUUUAACAACAACGCUGACGCCUGUAACUUUGGUGUUACCAUAGGCGUGCUCUGUUUCCUCGGCAGCGUCUUUUUCCUGAUCCUGGACGUUUACUUCCCCUCCAUCAGCAGCGUCAAGGACAGAAGACGGGCUGUCCUGCUGGACCUCGUCUUCUCUGGUCUUGCCAGCUUCCUGUGGUUUGUUGGCUUCUGUUUUCUGGCCAAUCAGUGGCAGGCUACCUCUCCAGACGAGCUGCCAUUGGCCCAAGGCUCCGACGCCGCCAGAGCCACCAUCGCUUUCUGCUUCUUCUCCAUCCUGACCUGGGCUGUAUUGACCCUGAGCGCACUGCGGCGCUUCUUAACCGGAAGCAACAGAAACUUGUUCACAUGGCAACACCUGGAGCCUCCCGCUGGCAGCGCUCGAGCCACACCGUACCCUAUCGCUAACGGAGCUACCAUAGUAACCACUAACCCCUAUCAGGCUCCGCCCUUCACUGAGACCCUGGACCCCCAGAAGCUCACACAGCAGAGACCUGUGGCCCCUGCCUUCUAGAGACAGACAAACAGAGGUGUGUGUUGAGUGAUACUGCGUACGACCAUACACCCAUGCGUACAACGCGGGCACGGACUACUUCCUGCCUUGCUGAUAAAUGGUUUUCCACCCUCAUGGGAUUGGCGAGAUUUAGGGUCAUGUGACGAUGUAUGAGCUAUUUUCACCAUGGCAACUGCUGGCUCAGCUUAGAUAGUUGUAACUCUGUGUGUCGAGAAUACUGUCUUCUGUUAAUGCACACACACUCACACACAGAUAUAGAUGCACGGAAACACAGCUGUACUCACUCACCACUGGAUAUAAACACCUGGAAACACAAAUUUAUACACACCUGGAGGCAGAGGCGCACACACACACACACACACACACACACACACACACACACACACACACACACACACACACACACACACACACACACACACACACACACACACACCCUGACUGCAUGUUCAUAUGGCGAGGUGCAGAGUAACGUUAGAUGUAGAUCAGUGAUGAUGCUUCAUCUGCCUUAUGAAGGGAUACAAAGUAUUUAGUGAAGGAAGUAUUGAGGACAGUGAAGCUGUGUAGCUACUGUUUAUUACUCAGUCAGUCCGCCCAAUCAGAAGCUGCCCUGGAGAUAUGUGGCACUUGAUUGGCUUUUUCAAGAAAGGCAGGCAGCUUGACAAAUAGUUUGCUUGGAUAUGAGCGAGGGGCGGCAGAAAUCCUUAUAUUUUCUUGGCAAGAAAAUAAAGGCACGACAGCUUAAUGCAUUCUGAAUGCUAUACGGUUUCAGUGUUAAAUAUUCAUGUGAUUCAAUAAUUUAUUGUGAUAUGAUAAAGUGGUCAAAUUAAUUAUGUAAAAAUAAAAUCUAUCCACCACCGCUAUCAGAGCUGUGAGUCUGCCUUUGUUCCUGUUAUCUUUAAAUAAUGUCAUCUUUGCUUCUUGCAAUGUGAGCAACUCAUUUGAAUAUGUAUUGACACCCAGAUCCAAGUAUGUGUUUUAUAUAUUACUCAAAAUCUGCUGGAGGACCAUGACAGGAAAGGGUACGUAAGAUAUUUUUAGUAAUUAACGCUAAAGAACUUUUGGAUUAAGCGAUUUCUGAUGAAAGACAUUAACAGGGUAUAUGCAGAUAUGUCCUUUUUUGAUUGUAAAACAUCUUAUUUAAUAUAGCACUUUUUUUUUAUUUCAAGUAACAAAGUGCUUCACAAAAAUAGUAAAAUAAAAAAUAGACAGGUCAUAAAAUAUCAGAUUUAAAAGAAAAACAAUCAUUGUUGACCAUGUGACUCCAAAUCAAUACAGCGUUGUACAUGUAUACUGGACAAAUAAGACACACUUCUUACAAUGGGAUUCUAAUGCUUCUUUUUUUAUGUGAAUAUUGUUGUUAACUCUUUGGUUUGUUAAUAAAAAAUAUUGAUUCCUUUCAACAUCUUCCAUGUCAUUUGACCCACAUGUACCAAAUCAAAUUGGCAUUGUAUUUCUAGACAGGACCAUUUUACAACUCAAUUUAUGGAUUUUAGGCUAUUAUAUAGAAAUAUGUUAAUGAAAACUCAGCAGGACCAGGUCCAAUUUCGUUUCAGUGUCUUCCAUAACAUGUGGGCACAGAGGUUUUGAAAGUAAGAUAGACAUUGUUUCAUUUAAAUGGUCAUUUAUUGAUGGUCCCUAAGCAAAACUCUUUGGUUAUGAGCCAUAACGUCUUGGUUGUGUGAUUAGCAUCCUCUGACUGCCAACUUUUUUCAACCUGAGUAAGAAGAUGCUGCUUUCCUCAGAAUGAAUCCAUGUGGAAUAUCCAACCUGAGACUUCACCAUGGUUUAAUUAACACUAAACAGUUUGAUCAACUUUCAAUACUUUCUAAGUCCCCGCAGGACACUUAGAUCUUGUGUUUUCAAACCUUAGAUAGAAAGGGUGAAAAGUGUAUAAGGAUUGUUAUGGAGUCAAAUAAAAGUCAGACAGGAAGUGGUUUUAUUCCAACACUGUCCAGUCAUGUUACUGCAGGUGAACUUACCAUCAUUCACUGCUUUCAGCCUACAGGAACAUUAUACUAUAUUAUGAACAUUCGCAUCACCCAGAGUCAGGAUUAUCAUCAUCAUCAUCAUCACCAUCAUCAUCUUUAAAAUCAGCAUCCCAUUACACUGAUAUCAUAAUCAAUCAUCUUCAUUGCCACCAUCAUCAGCAGAUAAAUUGACAUUCAGACAUGUAGAAAUUCACCUUUGUAGUUCUCACAUCAUUGCCGCUUUGUUAAUAAAAUAUAAUCUUAGCCUUGUUUCUACAAAGUUUUACACACCGUUAUAUCACCUGAAUAAGCCCUUCUGUUUCUUACUGAAUUUCACCCUUAGACCCGAGCAAUAAAAUCUCUUCAAAUGUCAUGGCGAGACGGGCCAGCUCCAGAUUCAGACAACAGGGGGGUAAUCUAACUCUGCAGACCUGUGAUCACAUGCGUCAUACUCACCUGCGUCUGAACUACCUCUACCCUGAGAAUACUAAGACGGAUAAAAGGAAAGUGAGGGGGGUGAGAAACUAAGCUGACUGAACAUUCAAAUGGGUGGGAUCAGGAAAAAGAGAGGUAGAAACUACUAAGCUGAGGUCACACUACUCUAACUAAGAGGCUCUAAGCGCAAAUUGAUUUUUCUGACUCGAUGGAUUCAGGAGGGGGAGGCUUCUUAAAUGUCACAAAAUGUCCAUGUUUGAUUAGACCGGAAAAAAUACUGUUAGUUAAGAGGUACGAAAAGGGUCAUAUUUAAAAAAAAAAAACAUCCACUCAAUAAGAUU